AAAGGACAAAGGUGUCUUCCUUCCAGGCUGCCUUUUAAGUGACAAAAAGAGGGUUGUGUGCUUGGGUGUAGUGAUAAGAGCUUUUAUCUGUGGUGGAUUUUGCUGCUGGUGGCUCCUAAUUCACUUUUUUGCAUCCUGUAGGCACUGGGGAGAGUGGGAAGAGCACGUUCAUUAAGCAAAUGCGUAUAAUUCAUGGCUCAGGCUACUCUGAAGAGGACAAAAAAGGCUUCACCAAGCUGGUGUACCAAAACAUCUUCACUGCCAUGCAGUCUAUGAUAAGAGCCAUGGAAACCCUGAAGAUUCUGUAUAAAUAUGAACAGAACAAGGCCAAUGCAGUGCUGAUCAGAGAAGUGGAUGUAGAAAAGGUCAUGACAUUUGAGCAGCCAUAUGUAAGUGCAAUUAAAACAUUGUGGAAUGACCCUGGAAUACAAGAGUGUUAUGACAGGAGAAGAGAAUAUCAACUUUCUGACUCAGCUAAAUACUAUCUCAGCGAUGUGGAUCGUAUUGCCACCCCAGGAUAUCUACCAACUCAGCAAGAUGUGCUACGGGUUAGAGUCCCUACAACCGGGAUCAUAGAGUACCCCUUUGACCUAGAGAACAUUAUCUUCAGAAUGGUGGAUGUUGGAGGUCAGAGAUCAGAACGAAGGAAGUGGAUCCAUUGCUUUGAAAAUGUGACUUCCAUCAUGUUUUUAGUAGCACUUAGUGAAUAUGACCAAGUUCUGGUGGAAUCUGAUAAUGAGAACCGGAUGGAAGAGAGCAAAGCUCUCUUUCGAACCAUUAUAACUUAUCCAUGGUUCCAAAACUCUUCUGUUAUCCUCUUUCUCAACAAGAAAGAUUUGUUGGAAGACAAGAUCCUGUAUUCCCACCUUGUUGACUAUUUCCCAGAGUUUGAUGGCCCACAGAGGGAUGCCCAGGCAGCCCGUGAGUUCAUCCUCAAGAUGUUUGUGGAUUUAAAUCCCGACAGUGAUAAAAUCAUCUAUUCCCAUUUCACAUGUGCCACAGACACAGAAAACAUCCGUUUCGUCUUUGCAGCUGUCAAGGACACCAUCCUACAGCUCAACCUGAAGGAAUAUAACCUGGUUUGACCUGCUCUGCUCUUGCCCCUUGAGAGGCUUCUUUGUGAAGAAAAGACAAAAAAAAAAAAAAAAAAAAAAAAAAAAAAAGAAAUUUUAAAUAUGACAGGAUAAAAAAAAAAAGUUUUAAUUUUUGAUGAUGUAAUGAUUGCAAAUUGUCUGAUCUGUGGAGUGGCAAGUGCUCGGUGUUACCCUGGAGUCUCAUGUCUCUGUCCACAGAGUAGUUGAUUUCAUAUUUUUAACAAAUUGCUUUUAUGUCACAGUUAACGGGGAUAUGCCUCAUUUCUUCAGCACCUUGCUUACUUCUUAAUUUUUGCCAAGCAGCUAAGGCAGCCUCAUCUUGAUCUUUCUUUUGUUGCUAAGCCACUUUUAUUUUUUUUUGUUUUAAUUUUAUUUUUUUCCCCCUUUCAUUCCCGUGGUAUAUGUAGAGAAAAACAAAAAAUCCCCAACACUUUCCAGCUGAGAUUGUGAAUUCACUGGACUGUGGGAGUGCAGAAUGCUACUGGUCCCUUUGCCUUGUGCUCUAGGGUGCCUCUGGUGUAAUUAAUUUGCUAAUCCUGCUUCUUUCCCUUCCUAUUUUCCCUUUCCUUCCCCAGGACACGCUCCAUGGUUCACUGUGAUGAAAUGUUGGGGAGGAGCAAUUGCUCUCCAACUAUUGUGCAAAAAAAAAAAAAAGAAAAAGGCAAAACAAACAAACAAAAAAA
Zonotrichia albicollis (white-throated sparrow) is the source of this 1777-nucleotide messenger RNA. The record is from RefSeq and is a predicted model, not a curated record. NCBI's taxonomy places the organism in Eukaryota, Metazoa, Chordata, Aves, Passeriformes, Passerellidae.